AUGUUCUUCGCCAUCCGUGUCGUGCAAGGUCGCAAGAAGUGGGACAUAAAGGUACGCACAAAUAAUCAAUGCAGACACCUUCAGGCCCCACUGAUGUAUCACCCAACCAACGAAGAAUUUAACUGCAUUCAACGGGCACACCAAAACUAGUAGUGUUUGGUUUGCAUCUUAGAUUUAUUGUAGUCUCGAAACCUUGCCAUUUUUCCUUAUGGGUCUGUUUGUUGGCGGUCUUCGAUGCCCCGUAAGCGUUUUCUGCGCUAAAACCUCAUCGUUUAGGUGGGCGCUGCAGUUGCUGGUUCCAUUUACCUAUUAGGAAGAUUUGUCUACUAUCGUGGGUAUACAAGUGGGAGUAAGUUGUCUUCCAAACAGUUCCGUUUUGUCCUUUUUUGAAUAUAGCUGCCUUACGUGUUUAUCCUUAGUGCCUUGACUCCUGCCCCGCAUCGCAGCGUGGCAAUAGCAGGUGGUCGGUAGUUUACAGCUGAGCUAUUAGAAGUUUAACAGGACCGUAGAAAUUUCCAUUUUGUUCGUUUUAGCAAGGGUAUUUUAUCUGGGAUGGCUAUGGUCGUGCCCGAUCUAGCCGACAUCAGUUCAAUACAGAAUAUUGGCGAUAACUUGACCUAGAGGGCGUUGCGGACUGCAUCUGCAUACGUGAUCUGCGCCGGCGGAUCUGCAUAACCGCAGCUACUUUGUCAACAGAGGGACGUGAUACCGAAAGUUCAGGAAACACCUACUGCUUGAAUGGACCGCGUUGAACCAGGCUCAAUGGGAACGCUUUAUUCACCGCCUGGGUUAAAGAAAACGACACUUAACUUAUGGAGCGUGCAGUGGGAGACCUCAAUCGUUUUUAUGUGAUGUCUGAAGACAUCCUAGUGACGUCUCAGCGAGUGCGGGCUGUUUCACUCGAAAGAAAAUUUAUGUACAUCACUCGAAGUAUGAUCAUCAGGUAAAGGUACUUUACAAUCCCCGAUUUGUAUCUGCCUUCAGGGUGCACAGCUGAGCAUUCAAAAGCGUACCUGUGAGCUGGGCUAAUGAAUGUCCUGUACCGAUGGAUCUUUUUGACGACAUGGAUAUUGCGACUCGUUCACAGACACUUUCUAAGACUUUCCGGAACUCGGUGAGCAGCAUCAAUCCAAAGGGCAUCGUCUUCCUUAUUCCGUCCGUCUGAAGGCAUCUUGUCUCCGAGACCCGUUAAUCUUUGGUGAUACCAUCCGGAAUGCAUCCCACAAACGCUGGUAUGCCCAGUGCUCUUGGAUGGGUCAAAAUAUUUAGCCAUCGCAUUUACCCUCGAAAGUACAUUCUGUAGAUCGUGGUAGUCUGAUGCUAUGAAGACUAUUGUCAGCAUGGUUGAGGUCAGGCAAGAGGCGUCUGCAUGUUAAUGGAUCAUGGUAGGUUCGCUGUGAGAGUCAAGUUAGUGACGUAUUCAAAUUAUACUAGCGAUCAUUUGCAACCUUGUCGAACGCUAGACUUAGUCUCGGACGGUUUCGAGAGAUUCCUAUGGGUCAGGGCUCGGGUUUAUCGCUUAGUUCCGUCAUUUGCACCGGAGACUCAAUGAGGGGAAUCUAACGCUGCUGCGAAGUGAUCAAGGUAGAUGGCUGUCGAUGGAUGGUAGACGUGACGAAGUUCAAAAGCGCGUUGUAGUGCGAGCAUUUGGUGCUCCACCCCACGUCUAGUUGAAAUCCAAGAUCGGUUGUGUCCCGUCCUCUAGUCAUGCACACUGAUAAUGUCAGUGGGGAUCUUUGUAUUAGUUAGAUUUCUGCCAGCUGCGCCUAUUCCGUCCCGUCAGAGGUAGAAUGACCUCUGUUUGCUUUAUCCACAGCUCCCAUGAAUCGCACCAAGGGCUCAUUCUCUCUCCUUCCCUUGGCCUUCCUCAUGCUGAUGAUGUCAGUCACUGGCGUCCAACAUCUCGUCGCAAGCAUCCGGUAAUUUUUCCUUUUUGAAAUGUUUCAUGCUGCCUCACUUCGAACAACAUGAUUUAGGUUUACUUUCAAGGUACGUGAGCUUUCGCGGACAUGUCCUUACGUUUUAGGGUAUUAGGGUCUCAUGUAUGAUUCUGUUGUGCCGUUUCACGAAUGUGAAUACCGAAACAAGAUACUGUAUAGUUCUUAUAACUAACGGCAUCUACUUAACAUGUCUGAGCCAGUCUUGAAGGUCGAGCAGGUGGUCCUUUGCACGACUUAAGUUCUCUCUGGAUGUUCAAGCUUGUAUGUACUUUCGGCCUUUAGAGCUGAUUUCUCCGGUCAACUUUUAAAUCAGUCUUUAGGGACCCACAAAAGUUCUAUGUUGACGACUGGUUUGCUACGUGCCGUUUGUUUGUACAGUCACACACCCUCUGCAAAGGAUUUUGCAGGUGGCAUCGCGUGUGCCGAAUUCGGGAUUUCCAUGCUCUGUCACAGAUUCCUUCGGCCGCCUUUUGGUUGUUGGCGGAGCGCCUGUAAACAGUUUUAAGAAGGACGUGCCGUUUUAGCAGUUUUGAGAUCAUAUAGGUUUGCUCGGCAGUUUUUGAGCUGUUCCUCCCACCUUUAGCUACUUAACUUACCCAGUACGCUGUACAUCAUUUAGUUUGUAGAAGAAAUAUCGGAAGGUGUGGAGGAUAGUGAGGUGGCUACUGCCCGACUGUCAGCCGUCAUCAGCCAUCUACACCCCAAACCCCACUCGCUAAGGCCUGGGACUCGAACGUGGGUGCAGUUUAUUAUCUGACAUUUGAUUCUGCUGAUGGGACCUGUCAUUGUGCGGACGCCGGUGAUUGUCCUAGAUCGGCGCUCUAAGACAAGGGAAAGACAAACUCUUCCCAGAAACCAGAUCUGUAAAGCAUCACUUCUACCCGUCUCUUUACCUUGCUACUUGGACGCAUUUCUAUGAUCAGAACCUUUUUCAUUCAUAUUUUGCUUUAUUUCUACACCCCAGCGCCGGCCCGUGCUGCCCAAUGUCUCGCUAA
Molecule: messenger RNA, 2935 nt
Organism: Spirometra erinaceieuropaei
Lineage: Eukaryota; Metazoa; Platyhelminthes; Cestoda; Diphyllobothriidea; Diphyllobothriidae
Source: the annotation of a GenBank genome assembly